AUGUGGGCGCUGCGGGCGCUGUGCCUGGCCGGGCUGGGCGCGGCGCUCGGCGGUGCCUCGGCGGAUCAGUGCAGCUGGAGGGGCAGCGGGCUGUCGCAGGAGGCUGGCAGCGUGGAGCAGCUCUCCCUGCACUGCGCCGAGGGCUCGCUGGAAUGGCUGUACCCCACGGGGGCCCUUCGUCUCCGCCUGGCUCCCCGUCUGCCCCCCGCCACCGCCGCCGUCAAGGGCAGGAGCCCCCAGCACGUCACCGCCUGCGUCAAACCUGCCGGCACCUUUCGGGGGGCUCAGCUCUACCUGGAGAGGGAGGGGAUGCUGGAGCUGCUGCUGCCGGAGGCCCCCCGGCCCCGCGUCCGCUGCUUCAGCUGGCUGCCCCGGGAGAAGGUGGCUCUGUUCCUGCAGGCCACCCCGCACCGCGACAUCAGCCGCCGCAUCGCCGCCUUCCGCUACGAGCCGGGGGACUGGCUGGCCCGCCCGGCGCUGCCCGCCGCCAGCCUCACCGGAGAAGGGGCGUGCCGGCCGUGCAACGACACCGAGAUCCUGAUGGCCAUUUGCACUAGUGACUUUGUGAUCCGCGGCAGCAUCCGGAGCGUCUCCAACGACGCGGAGCUGCAGGAAUCCGUCAUCGGGGUGAGCGCCGCCCGCAUCCACCGCCAAAAGUUCCCCCUCUUCCAGGCGGGGGGGUGGCCGGGGCGGCCGGCGGGCAGCAUCCGCACCCCGCUGCGCUGCGGCGUCAAGCCGGGCCCCGGCACCUUCCUCUUCACGGGGUGGCUGCAUUUCGGCGAAGCCUGGCUGAGCUGCGCGCCCCGCUAUAGGGACUUCCAGCGCAUCUACGAGGGGGCGCGGCGCACGCGCCAGAACCCCUGCGAGUUCCCCGUGGACUGA
Gymnogyps californianus (California condor) is the source of this 882-nucleotide messenger RNA. It is a transcript of the gene METRN, whose product is annotated as meteorin, glial cell differentiation regulator. Gene Ontology annotation, molecular function: hormone activity. Gene Ontology annotation, biological process: glial cell differentiation; positive regulation of axonogenesis. The record is from RefSeq and is a predicted model, not a curated record. Lineage: Eukaryota; Metazoa; Chordata; Aves; Accipitriformes; Cathartidae.